GACAAAAAGAGUCGGUUAAAAACCAAGAUUGAAAUAGUUUUUCCAUACAAGAUUUGAUAUUUUUGAAUAUAAACAGGUGUUUUUAUAAAUGAAAAACAUGUUACCGUCUCAAAAGGCUGUUAUAAAACCGUGUUUCGUAUCGUUGAAUAAAGAUUUGGUUGAUGACCAUAUAAAAACAGUCCAAAAAAACUCAAUAAAGAAAAAAUGUGUCGUAUUUCUCGAUAAAGACUCGAUUAUUGAGACAAAUAGAGCACAAUCAACUCCUCACGAAAGACAUUCAAUCAUUAAAAAUUGUGCAUUAAUGAAGUCUGCAAGCAUAGAAAGAAAUACCCCCGGGAGAAGGAAUGUUUAUCCAAUUUCGGAACCAUCAACCCCUUUGUAUGAACCAGCAUUAUCAAGCGAAUUAAGACGAGCAAUUGAUGAAAAGAAUUUAUUUACUACAAAAACAAAAAAUAAGUUUAUGUCAGCUCUUGGAGAGUUAGAAGAAGCCAAUGAAGAAGAGAACAGAAAAAGAUACAAAAAGAAAGCGAUUAAUGAAGUUUUAGCGAGUGAAAAGGCUUAUAUUAAACAAUUAGAGUUAAUAUUUAAUUAUUUUGAGAAGCCCAUACGAGAAAAGGGGUUGUUAUCAAGAACUAAUUUCGAACUCAUAUUUGGAGGAUUAAACAGCAUUUAUAAAUUAAACAAGGAAUUAAUGCAAAUGUUGGAGUUGAAUAAAUUGGAUGUAGGAUCAGCUUUUUUAAAAAUUGCUCCAUUUUUUAAACUUUAUUCGACAUAUGCUUACGAAUUUAAGGAUAUUUUAGAAGUUAUUGAGAAAAGUGAAGAAAAUAAUUACGAAUUUUACAAAUUCAUUGAAAACCAAGAAUCUCGCCCGGAAGUUCAAUCAAAACUCUCUGCAUUAUUAAUAACCCCAAUUCAAAGAGUUCCACGUUAUUGUCUCCUAUUAAAACAAAUUUUAGACCACAGCAAACCAAACGAAGACGAUUACGAUGAUAUUAAACAAUCUUUAAAGGAAGUUGAAAAAUCCGCGAAACACAUCGAUACAUUGGUCGAGCAAAAAGAAAACAGUAUUCGCUUAGUUGAAAUUCAAACGGCGUUAAUCGAUAAUAAACCGAUUAUAAUAAAACCGGGUCGAUUUCUUAUCCACGAAGGUCCCGUUUUAAAAAUAGUAGCUUCUAGUGUUUGUCCUAUUUAUUUAAUUUUAUUAAACGAUAUUAUUUUAUUUUGUAAAACUAAAAAGAAAACGGUUAAAACGAAAAAUUGUUUGAAAUGUGAGAUGAUUUAUCCGUUGGCGUCGUGUAAAAUAGUCGAAAAAGUCAUUUCGAGAAAUAUUCAUAUCAGCUGUGAAAACGAAAAUGUGAUGAUUUUUAUUGAAAAACCUAAAGAAUUUACCAAGUGGAUCACCACUUUAAAAGAUGCUCAAACGAAAGCGGUACUGAAUAGGAUGACUUUAAGGAAAGAAAGUUCUUUGAGAAAACCCGCUCAUUACAAAAAUUUGAAUCAGUAUAACGAAGUUGAUUUAAGUCCUUGCGUACCGCAAAGAAAACGACUGUUAAAUGAAACGUUUUAUAAAUUUGAUGAAGAGUACUCAGAGAGUCCAUCUAAGAAGUUUUGCUCAUCAAAAAAAGAUAGCUUAUUUCCGUUAAGAUCGCAUUUAUUAUCUAGGAAUCCAAUCGGUCAUAAACGAAGUCAAUCAGUAUCAAACUCAAUUAUCAAAGAUUCAGUCAAAGUUGAAGAUCCGGAUGUUUACGUUUUUGGAGAACCAUCCAAUGUUAAUCGGGGAUUUAACUUUAGCAUUACAAACUUUUUCAGCAACAUUGGUAACUCUUUAAAGCGUUUAUUUAGGUAUAAAUAAUGUAUUUGAAAUUUAUUUUAUAAGUAUAACUUUUAUUAAUAUUCUAUAUUAUUAAUAUUGUGAAAGAAAUAUAACUAACUUCAAGAGAUUGUUUUAUUUAACAUUAUUUUAUUGUUGUAACAAAUAACUUAUUUUUGACCUAUUUGAAUAAUAUGUAGUUAUAUACUAUCCAGUCCUUUGAGGGUUCAUUUUGUGGAUAAACAUUCCAUUUAACUUUGAUAUUUUUUAGUAUUAAACGGUUAUUUUUGUAUAAAAAAAAAUUUUAUCACAGAACCCUGUUAUAAAAUCGUGUUUCUUGAUGACCAGUUAAAACAAUCCGAAGAGUCUAGCAUAACUUUAAUUAGUAUUUGUAUUAUUUUACAUUAAAUUAUAAAACUAA
Molecule: messenger RNA, 2231 nt
Organism: Onthophagus taurus
Lineage: Eukaryota; Metazoa; Arthropoda; Insecta; Coleoptera; Scarabaeidae
Gene: RhoGEF4
Product: Rho guanine nucleotide exchange factor 4
Biological process (GO): intracellular signal transduction
Cellular component (GO): cytoplasm
Molecular function (GO): guanyl-nucleotide exchange factor activity
Source: RefSeq, a predicted model, not a curated record